AACGCUCACCCACAAGCCACAAGAAAAUCACUUUAAAGCAAUUUAACAAACAUAUCAGUUGUUAUUUUGCUCAUGAAUAUUCGUAUUUCAGUAGUUGAAGUUUUUUUUUCACUAUAAUCCUAUUAAUCAUCCUCUGACAUUGUAAAGUAUGAAACUUUUAGGUAUUUUAAUAUCAUUUGCAUUAGUUGGGCAUGUUUUGGUCACUGAAUUAGAUGACUAUGCUCAGGAGGUUAUCACAACAAACAAUGCAAUCAAGAAAGCAAAGGAAUUCAUGCCGCAAAUAAUUAAAUACAUUAUUAUGAACUAUGAUACAUAUUGGGCAGAGGCAAUGGCCUAUAUGGUGUCAGUGCCGGAGGUACUUGAUGUUGAAUUGGAAGAAAAUGAUGACUCAGAUUCUGCCGGACCUAGUCAAACUCAAAUUCUAGAUCUAAAUCGUGAUCCGCCCCCUGAUGAAGAUAUUAAUAACCCAAAUUCUGUUGGUAAAAAAAUAAUACAUCUUAAAGAAAAGUUAAAGUACCAGAAAAUGAUGCAAUUAGCAAUACUUGCUGUAACAGAUAAGCGAAGGUACAUGGAAAUUAUGAAGUCAGAAAGUGCUAAGCCAGACGCAAUUCCAGGUUAUACUAAAGAUCUACCUCGUCCGUCUGAUUUCGAAAUAAGGAAUCAUAAAGAAGAAAAUUUAGGUAGUCUCAUAGAAGAGAGAAGAAUUAAUCCCACAGCAGUUCCUAGAUAUAGAAUCAUCCGUGCAUUUAGCCUGACUUCUUUGGGAAAAGAGAGAAGAAAAAUUACUUUAGAAGCUAUAACAUCAUUAAUACGGCAAAACGAUCCAGUUUUCCGGGAUUUGUACAUGAUGUGUCGUUUAGCAGGUUUAUUUAGAACUAUUAAAUAUCCGCAUGCAUAUAUAGCCUCCGUUGGUAUUGACGAAGAGUAUUGCUAUUUAUUGGAUGUAUUCAAAAAGGAAGGUUUCAUAUAUAAAUUCAAUGAAGAGGAUGGUGCAUUUUGGGAAUUAACUCCACGUAUUCGCGUGCGUACUCUAGUCAGGCCUUUUUUAACUGAGCUCAAUAAUUUGGAUUAGGAAUUAUAAUGAUUAACUAUUUUAAAGAAUUGAAUAUGCUUUGUUUAGUUGAUUUUUUUCAUUCCGCACUAAUAGAAUUUGUCAAUAAAUUGACAAUGUAAUAAUUAUAUGUAUGUAAUAAUAAACAUUGUUGUAUGUAUGUGAUAAUAAACA
Messenger RNA from Adelges cooleyi (spruce gall adelgid), 1225 nucleotides. RefSeq lists its product as uncharacterized. NCBI's taxonomy places the organism in Eukaryota, Metazoa, Arthropoda, Insecta, Hemiptera, Adelgidae. Bases 149 to 1072 code for a protein of 307 amino acids. The record is from RefSeq and is a predicted model, not a curated record. The transcript is spliced from 16 exons.